Messenger RNA from Rhizophagus irregularis DAOM 181602=DAOM 197198, 2616 nucleotides. RefSeq lists its product as uncharacterized. Gene Ontology annotation, biological process: proteolysis. Gene Ontology annotation, molecular function: serine-type endopeptidase activity. Lineage: Eukaryota; Fungi; Glomeromycota; Glomeromycetes; Glomerales; Glomeraceae. The record is from RefSeq and is a predicted model, not a curated record. Gene Ontology annotation, cellular component: membrane; cell wall.
AUGAAUCGAUUUCUUAUUUAUUUAAUAAUAAUAAUAAUUUAUUGUGUACAAGCGAUAAAAGCUAAAGGGAUAAUAAAACGUGCUACAAAACAUGUAGAAAUUGUUGAAAAUGCAUAUUUAUUAAAAUUUUCAUUACCUCCAUCGUAUAAAGAUGAUAAUAAAAAACUCAAUGUUAUUAAACAACAUGAAUACUUUUAUGAUGAGAUAAAGAAAAAAGGAUUAAAUAUUACUAUUAGAUAUGAAUUUCAUGAAUUAAUUAAUGCGAUAACUUUUGAAGCUAAAGAUGAUGAUUUAAAAAGUAUUGUAGAAAUAAAUGGAGUACAAAGCGUUGAACCUGUUCAAAAACAUCGAAUACCACCAAUUUCUUUCAAUAUGAUUAAAUCAAAAUACACACAAAUGUUUUUCGAUAAACGAGAUUGGACAACGAAUACACCAUUAAAUCUUACUAAAGAAGCGAAUUUGAAUACUAUACAUAAAAUGAUUGGUGUAGAUUUAGUUCAUAAACAAUUUGGAUAUUAUGGUAAAGGAAUUAAAGUUGGAGUUAUAGAUACUGGAAUUGAUUAUUUACAUCCAGCGUUAGGAGGGUGUUUUGGACCUGGAUGUAAAGUUGAAUAUGGUUAUAAUUAUUUAGAAAACACCUGGAAUCCACGUGAUAUAUGUUCUGGACAUGGAACUCACAUUGCAGGAAUAAUAGGAGCUAAUGAUUCGAUGCAUAGUGGAUUUAUCGGAAUAGCACCUCAAAUUACAUUUGGAGCUUAUCGUGUCAUGAAUUGUAAUGGGCAAGGUGAAGGAGAUGUUAUUAUGACAGCUUUGCAAAGAGCUAAAGAUGAUGGAAUGAAUAUAAUUAAUUUAUCAUUGGGAGGAAAUGGAUGGGCUGUGAAUCCACUUUCAGAGAUGGCAGAUGCAUUAACGAAAUACGGAAUCAUUGUAGUUACGGCUAAUGGUAAUUACGGAACUGAAGGAAUCUUUGAAUCUGGAGGAACUUUACUUGGAAGAGAAACCAUAGCAGUUGCAUCAAUUGAAAAUACUCAUUAUUUAAGUUUUAAAGCUUAUGACGUCUCGGAUAAGAAUUUUAGUAUCGAUUAUGUUACUGUUUCUGCGAGAGCAUUUACUUUUCCUUCAGCUAAAAUAGAAAUUUUUCCAGAUCAUAUAUGUCCAGAAAAUUUCAUGAUAUACGAAAAUAAAGUUGUCAUGGUUAACUUAGAAACAUCGCCUCUUAGUUGUCCAUGGUUGGGAAUUUUACAAAUAAUUAAUGCGCGAGCAAUAUUAAUAAUAAUAAGAAAUGAAACACUUGGUCCAACUACAGCGAAUUUUAAUAAUGAACAAAUAAAAAUACCAACAGCUACAAUAAACCUUAUUACUGCUCAAUUAAUUAAAGAAAGAAAAAAGAAAAAUAAUGAUUUAGAAAUGGAUUUUUCAGAAAAAAUAGGACAUGUAUUACCUAAUCCUUUAGGUUAUUCAAUGUCUUAUUAUUCUUCUUGGGGUUUAUCUAAUUUAUUAGACAUUAAGGAAAUUGUAACACCAGGUGGGAUGAUAUUUUCAACAUAUCCUGUACCCCUUGGAAGUUAUGCGCAACUUUCAGGCUCCAGCAUGUCAACGGCUUGUGUAGCAGGUGCGUUAGCUCUUUAUAUGGAAGCGAAUCCAUCUAAAAAUUCACGACAUGCACGCAACAUGUUAACUAUAUACGCAAAUCCAAUAUAUGAUAUGAAAAAUAAAGAAAAAGCGUCAGUUCUUCAACAAGGAACAGGAUUAAUUAAUGUAUAUAAUUCCAUAAUAAGUUCAACUUUAAUCACUCCCACUAGAAUAUUAUUAUAUGAUAAAUCGUUUAGUUAUAAAUAUUUAGAUAUCCAUAAUAAUGGAAAAAGAGUAAUCACUUAUAAUCUUAAACAUUGUCCUGCAAUUUCUAUUAAUGGGUAUAAUGGAACUAGAAGUAUAAGAACUAAUUAUAUGAAAUUCAAUCAUUCUGCUGCGAUUGUAAAAUUUGUUAAAGAUAAAGUUACCGUGCAACCUGGCAGUAGUGUUAGAACUUAUUUUACUAUUUCAUCACCAAAGGAUUUAAUUGAACAUGGAUGGUUUUAUAGUGGAUUCAUUCAAGUGAAACCAAUAAAACAAUCCGCGAUAGCUGUUACAAUUCCGUACGCUGGUUUCGCUGGUGAUAUCAAGUCACUUCCAAUAUUAGGACAACCAGAAUUUCCACAAUUAAGAAAAUCAAACAAGAUAAUAUCAUCGAAUACAACAACACCUACAAUAUUCACGAUGGAAAACUCGAAAAAUAGACCAAUAAUAACCAUGGUAAUUUCAACACCAACAAAACUUUUAUUAAUUUAUGCAUUAAAUUUCGAUAAAAAAAUCAUUGGAAGAAUACCAAGAGUAAAUUUACAUUUAGUUGGUAUCACUAGAUAUCUUACUAAAACUAGAUUUAAUCAAAUAUUAUAUUAUGAAUGGAAUGGUAAUAUUGUUGAUUUAGAAAAUAAGAAAAAUGGAUUUAAGAGUUAUUUUGAUGUUGGAAUUUAUUAUUUAAAAAUUAGUGCUUUAAAAAUGUUUGGAAAUAUUUUAAAUGAAUCAGAUUGGGAAUCUUGGAUUUCUCCACCAAUAAAAAUUCAAAGGAAAAAAUAA